Molecule: messenger RNA, 487 nt
Organism: Oncorhynchus gorbuscha (pink salmon)
Lineage: Eukaryota; Metazoa; Chordata; Actinopteri; Salmoniformes; Salmonidae
Product: cell migration-inducing and hyaluronan-binding protein-like
Exons: 3
Coding region: 17-472 (151 amino acids)
Source: RefSeq, a predicted model, not a curated record
GCCAGUGUUCCUCCACAUGGGUGAGGAGGUGGAUGGGGUGGACAUGAGGGCAGAGGUCGGCCUGCUGAGUCGCAACAUCCUGGUGCGCGGCGAGAUGGAACCUGGUUGCUAUGGCAACGAGGCCUGCAAGUUCUUCGCCUUUGACACUUUUGGAGGACACGUGAAGGUGGAGCAUGGCUUUAAGUCUGUGCAUGUGUCCGGUGUAGAGCUGCAGCACAUGGGUCAACAGUCUAUGGGUCACUACCCUGUCCACUUCCAUAUGAAUGGAGACGUGGACCAGAAGGGAGGCUACGAUCCCCCCACCUCCGUCAGCGAUCUGUCCAUCCACCACACCUUCUCCCGCUGUGUCACUGUGCACGGCUCCAACGGCCUACUGGUAAAGGACGUGGUGGGCUAUGAUGCUCUGGGACAUUGUUUCUUCACUGAGGACGGUCCUGAGGAGAGGAACACUUUGACCACUGCCUGGGGCUGAUGAUCAGAGCUGGUA